Molecule: messenger RNA, 3960 nt
Organism: Trypanosoma grayi
Lineage: Eukaryota; Euglenozoa; Kinetoplastea; Trypanosomatida; Trypanosomatidae
Exons: 1
Coding region: 1-3960 (1319 amino acids)
Source: RefSeq, a predicted model, not a curated record
AUGCAGCUAGAAAAGAAGUUGGCGGGGAUGCUAGGUGUCCUCCUGGUCUGCGUGGUGGCCAUCGCUACUGGUGUGGCGGCCGACGACAUCUGCCCGGAGGACGGUCGUCAGUACCGCAUCGCACCGGGCGACAUGUCGUACGGCUAUGUGAGUGUCCCCAGCGGCUCCACGUGUCCAACGAAUGCGGCCUCUCUGGCCGUUGUGGGACCACCAGCUCCGUCCAAUCUGCUGCUGCUGACCGGCGGCUGGCAGUACCUCUUUGGCGCAGCUUCUGACGGUCCGCUCCCCGCGAUAGUGAACUUCACACUCAGCGCCCGCUGUGGCGAGGUGGAGAUCUGCCGCGCCAAUAUACACUACGAGAUCGACCCUAAUGCUCCACCGAAUGAACCUGUGCCGCAAGACCCGAACGCCAACAACACGGCACCGCCUACAACCACAACAACUGCGGCGCCGAGGUAUCCGCCGUGUGCAGUGUCCCCAUCGGAGUACCAGAUGGUGCUGCCGCCUGGCAAGACACAGGUCGGCACACUUCCAACUACGACCGUGCAAGUGUCAUGCCCGAGCGGCUACACGGCAUCCAUCACACAGCCAAGUAUUGGAUCUGCCGCGCUCCUUGGCCCGAACUCUCUGCAGUUUGUGUAUUCAUCGCCCAAUCAGGACAUUGAGGCGAACGUAACGCUCCCCUAUGAGGUGAUGUGCACUGGCAGUGUGGUCUGUGGUGGUGCGAUGCAGAUUCGGCUCCAUGAGGACGUUCCGCAGUGCCCGAAGAAUGAACUGGUGUACAUAGUGGCACCAGGAGCUCAGCUGAACGCGACACUCGUCCCCGGAGCCUCAUGUAACGGCCAUUUGGAGGGAAGUGUUCGAUCAGAGAGUGUGGAGGAUAGGUUUGCAUUUCAUGGUGGAACAUCCUUUACAUUUGAUGCUCCUGAAAAGGAAGAAGAUGUAAUCGUGGGUCUUCGCUUCUACUGUGAUGAUGAGAGUCUCUGUGACACCAAGGUUGGGUUCGUUGUCACCAACGAGACUCGGCCCACCACGACGAAACCGCCAGAGCCAGAGACUACGCCGAGUCCGGCCACCCCUCCUGUUGAAAAGUGUGAUGAGCAGUUCACCUUCGUUGUUCCGACAGGGAAACAGCUGCGCGGCACAUUGCAUGUAGAUCUCCAGAAUUGUACUCUCGUCACGUAUCAUUAUCCGCGAGGAUCCUCAUCAAGGGACUUUCAGGUGAACAUCAUCGGCGACUUUCUCUACGUGGCCCCGACGGAGGAGAGUAUUGAUGUGUUGUCUGUUGACGUCUCAUGUAUCACAAAAUUCUAUUGCCGCACUCAGGUUGUCAUCACAUCCUACGAUGACAUGAUGAGCACACCGUCUCCCACCUCGCCACCGCCCACCAUCCCGCCUGUUCCUUCGUGCGCCAACGUAUACUACUACCAGACAGCACCCGGUGUCGCCCUCAGCAAUUCUCUCAACGGCAUGCCGGGGCAAGACCCAUGCGUGUACGGGCGAUACUUUUCCCUGAUCAAUCCGCCCAAAGAAGGUACACUAGAGAUGACACCUAUUGGUGACUUUUUGUACCGUCCACCGAUGUACGAGGGGCCUGGUAGCUUUUCUUUCAGCAUGUAUUGUCUAAAUAAGCUGUACUGUCAAGGUAAUGCGUAUAUCCUUGUGAGCACGGAAUGGACACUACCUCCCGGGAGCAGUGGGCAAGGACCCAAUCCCUCUUCGCCGCCACCUGUAAGCAAUAUCACAAACCCGCAGAUUAAAUGCCGUGGAACGUGUAAUGAACGGGCAUGGAUGACAACACCCAAGGUGGCCCUCUGGGACAACACACCGGGAAGAGGCUAUGCACGGGGUGAUGGUCACGCUGUGGAUGGCAUUCAAGUGGCUUGGGCAAAUAAUUCUAUCAUCAUCACCGUCUACACCAUUAUCGGAAAUCUUGGAGUGCGAUUCCCGACAUUUGAGCCGUUUGACCGUAUGACUGGAAAAUUCUUUGAACCAGGUGACUUCAAAGGGGUGGCUGAAGCGUCGUCUCUAGGGUUUGAACUGAGCUGCUUGGCUAAUCAGGGCAAAAUAGGUAUGGGAGAAGAUGUGUGGCGCUGGAAGACACUUUCAAAUGGCACCGGUACCGGAUCAGUCGGUGCAUUGUACAAGAAGGGGACGUCGUGGUACCAGAAGUUCGGUGGAAAACAUAUUGGAUGUGAUACAUUCAUGGAUUCCUGCCAUUACGCCCCAUUACUUACUCCCGCCGUACCGAAGACAGGAGCGGUUGGUCAGUGGGAAAUAGAAAUUGAUGACUGCGAUGCCACGUGGACAGGGACAUUUCCCUACGCCUCAUUGGAGGAGCUGAAGAAGUCAGACGGAAGCCCUGUCUGGUAUUUUGUUGGGGACAGACAAAUAAAGGGUACAAUUAUAUCUGAAUGUGUAAGGCCAAACUCAUGGAUUGAACCAGCACGCAGCUUUGAUAGUCACUACGAGGCACAUGAUGUUAUAUUUGAUCUUCAUCACUUUAUUGUAGUGAACAAACAAGCUACAGUGCCGUUCUCUAUCGACUCUGAGUUCUUUGAAUAUACAGAGAAUGGAGAUCGUGCCUUUGGUGUCAAUCUCCUCUUGCACCCGUACGUCACAGACAAUAUGGAGACGAGUUAUUCGGAGGAUCGUCACGUUUCUGGAUUUAAGUGGAUUACGCAGGAUUGGAUUGCCCCCGGCACGGAGCAGUGUCCGACGUGCAAAGGGAAUAAGACACAUUGUUCGGCGGAGGGCAAAUACGCCACUUCCACUUACACUGGUGAGUUCCCACCAGGUGAUUGCCCACAAGGGGUCGGCCGCAUCGAAUUGAGUAAAGGUCCGGCCAUGGAUACGAUGUGCCCAACCAACCUGAUGCAUGUGUACAACCGCUCUGGCUUCUCAACGCCGUCGGGGUGCGCCACAUGGUUCCAGAACCUCACCAUUCGUGGUGUCGCCAUCGGCAGUGCGGAUCUUCCUGAUGCGUUAAAACGAGCAUUCAACUACGAGGGACGUGUGGUAUUGCAGCUCUUGAUGACCGAUGGGACGAAGCAUGAUGUUACGAUGGAUCUCUCCAUGUACGUGACACGCUUGUCACAAGACUCGUAUGCUGCGGCAGGUGGGUUACGUGUGUGUCGCGGCUCUGACUACUGGCCCGUCUUGGACCCCCUCGGCACUUCCCUUCCCGACACUCCAUUUGAGCUCAGCAUCGCCUCUCCUAAGCCCCUCUGCAUCGACACCCUCAGUUCAACAUUUGGUCCAAGUGGGUGGGCCACUGUGUACCUGCAGCUCCCGGGGGUAAACGCGUCACAAGUGAAUGUGCAUUCCGUUGUGGUGCGCUACAACGGCACCAGUGUGUACCUGCUGUACCAAGACCCAGCCACUGGGGUUGCGGCGAUACCACCCAAGGCGGCGGGCUACUGGUGGCAGUACACGCAUCCCUUCCUGAGCUUCCGUGAUUUGACAAAUAGGGUGGCGAAUGGCACCAUAACAACAGGGCCUUCAGUAGGCCCAGUGGAAGUGGCUGAUGUACCAUUCGCUUUUACCUUCAUCCCUGGCGCUAUUAACAUUGCCACAAACAUGGAGGUGAUAGUACAGGCCACCAUCACGACAGAUAUCGUGAGCACGAGCACAUUCUGCCGCAUGGUGCACGUGGACCCGAUGAUGACGCACCGUAGCCGCUACGGACCGCCACCCAAAAUAACGGAGACGACGAACGCGAACAAAGAAGAAGCGCUGGCGAUGGGUGCUAUUGCGGGUGUCGCAAUUGCAGUAACCAUCACAGGCGUUCUGUAUGCGACAAUGGACAACAAUAGGCCAUUGCCAAAAUGGGUGCCACGUGGUAAACUUAUCAAAAACACAGUGCUUGCUGCUGUGCCAGCUGGACUUCGACCCGCUAAAAAAGAAAAGCGUGUUGUCCACAAGGAUAUGUAUGAUGCCAUGAAAUCGGGUAAGUAUUGA